Molecule: messenger RNA, 3844 nt
Organism: Ceratitis capitata (Mediterranean fruit fly)
Lineage: Eukaryota; Metazoa; Arthropoda; Insecta; Diptera; Tephritidae
Gene: Toll-9
Product: toll-like receptor 2 type-2
Exons: 6
Coding region: 201-3722 (1173 amino acids)
Biological process (GO): inflammatory response; immune response; toll-like receptor signaling pathway
Cellular component (GO): membrane
Molecular function (GO): transmembrane signaling receptor activity; protein binding
Source: RefSeq, a predicted model, not a curated record
CAAAAUAAUCACCAUAAAAAAAAAAAAACAAAAAAAGUACCAAAAAAAAAAACAAUAAUAAAUCAAUUUUUAGUGCGUACGCCCCAACUAUUCCAACAACUUAUAGCAGAAGAAAAUACACAGAAACAAAGAAAAAUAAAACAACAACUUUAAUACGGUGUGGGCAGCGGGUAUUGAACUUCUAAGCGAGCGAAGAAAAAAUGAGUUUCGCACUGAAAUUGGCGCUUGUAAUACUGAUAAUCCAUUUCAAAUUACACGGCCUAAAUGCAGCAACACUAAUCGAUCGUUAUAAAACGGCUAUCAGUAAUAGCGACAGCACUGACAGCAGGGAAAGCUACAGCCACAACAACAGCGACAACGAUAGCAAAAACAAUUAUGCACGAUUUGAUAGUAACGUUAGUCAAGUGCACGAGUACGAGUAUAACGACAACGGUAAUCAGAUAAUUGAUAAUAUCGCUUUGCCAGUCACAAUAGCAAAUGCAACAACAACAACAACAACAAUUAACGAUUGGCAUAUACAAUUGCCACUGCAAGUCAUAAACGGUAGCAACAAUGACAACAAUGACCAUAACAACGACACCAAUAGCAACAAUGCUGAAUUACCGUUAGAUCAGACAAAGCUACUUUGCGAUAAUGAUGGGAAAUAUGCUAGCAACAGGUGCGACCGUGGGCGCAAUAUUCACAACAAUAAACCAGAACCGUAUGACAGUGACGAGCCUAAAAAUAGUAACAGUCAACAUGGUGGUACAGAGAAAAGUAAAGUGGAAAAUGAAAACACCAACAGCAACAACAAUGGCGAUAAUCUUACAAUAGACUUUAUUUCAGUAGCACAAGCAGCAGCAACUGCUCAAACAUCAACAACUAAAAUAAUUCAGUCCGCUGAAUCAACACAAAAUGAGACAAAAACACUACAAAACUACUACCAAUACAAUUUAACUGUAAAUGGUAAUGAUAAACAAGAAAGAGACGCAUCAAAUAUCACCACAAUUUUUGAUGAAACGAUUAUUGUUACCACACCACCUGCACUGGAAUUCCAACCAACCGAGGGUGAUGCCGUAGAAGAGAUACCUGAUGAGAUAAUUGAUCCCGGAAACCCAUUGGAGACGCCAAUUAUACCGAGUACACCACAUGACGUCUUGGAUGGCUUAGAUAGUCUUUUAGGUGCUCAAGAUUUAGAAAAAUAUCUACUACAAUAUAAAACCGAACUAAAUAAUAAUUGCCUAAUGGACGGCAUGAAGGAUAUAUUUCAAUGGUGGAGCUAUAGUAAUGGUACAUUGAAUACAAAUGGCUAUGAAAGUAAAAAAGCCGAAACUUAUUCCCUCAACAGUUACUACAUGGAUUUUUCGUAUCAAAAUUUAACUGAUGAUGAGAAUUUGCAUAGAUUGGCUUUGGAAAAAAAGCUGAGAAUUGGACGUAGUGUUUAUGUCUUCUCCGCGGCGCAUAAUAAUCUAACACAAAUACCGUUUCUCACUUUAUCAACCAUAAAUGGAACGUUGCAGUAUCUCACAUUGAAGGGCAAUGACUUCAAAGCUCACUCGGAGGAUUGUGAAAAUAUUGAAAGCAAACGACCACCACAAAAUUUUCCACCUACCCACUUUAAUGAAGAUGAUAUAUAUGAAAAUGAUAUGGAAAAUUAUAUGGAAAAUGAUAUAAAUGCCGCUCACGAAAGAACUGGGUAUUUUCGCCAUUUGUUGGAACCAAAAAGACCGCAGGAAGCCGAUCCCGAUGCUAAAGGCAUUGCUUGGGCCACCUUUCCGAAGCUGCCAUAUCUGAUGGAGUUGGACAUUAGUAACUGCCAUAUCGAAAAUAUUGCCCAAGAAGCCUUUCGCAACAUCACCGGCAUACGUAAGCUGUUCAUGUCACGCAAUAAAAUGAACACCAUACCGCAAGAUGCGUUCAAUCUAUUGUCCCAGCUGGAGUAUCUAGAUCUUGCUUACACCAAUUUGCUUGAUUUUGACUAUCAACUGCCGCAUCCGACACUCGCUGCCGCUGUGAAUUUAAUCUACGGUGUGAAAAUACAAAGUUCUGCGUUCAGGAAGCUAAAGAAACUCAAAUAUCUCGAUAUGUCGCACACACAGAUAACACGCACCAGCGCCAUGGCCUUUGCACAUCUCGGUUCGAGUUUGGAAUAUAUGAGCUUGUGUUACACCUCCUUUCCGUUGAUUGGCAAUGCGCUCUUCAAGAAAACGAGACUAAUCGGUCUGGAUCUCUCAGGCAAUCCGUAUACGUCAUUUGUCGACGAUGCUUUUGAGAGUAUUGCGGAUACCUUGCAAUAUCUAUUCUUCGAAGGCUCAAAUAUCAAGGAACUGGGUUGGCUUAAACAUCUCGUUAAUGCGCGUGUAUUGGGUUUGGCCAGAAACAAUAUCAAUAUGUUGUCAUCCGAAUAUUUUGUCUCGCUCAAAAACUUGGAAGCCAUCGAUCUGAGUGCGAAUAAUAUUGGCAAUUGGUACAGUCGUGUGUUCACGAAUAAUACACUGCUGCGCGCGCUUAAUCUGCGCAACAACAACAUAAACAUACUCAACUCGGAAAUGUUGGAGGAUUUUAAGCAGCUCGACUACCUCGGUAUCGGUGAAAAUAAUUUCAUUUGUGACUGUUCAUUGAGCGAUUUGGUGGAAGUUGCGGCGAUCAACAACAAAAAGGCCGAGUGCUCCAAAACCUCGACACUCGACGAUGUGCCACAAUUGGUGUAUGACAAUUUGGAGGACUUAUCACGAUUCUUUAUGCCAACAAUUAUGGCAAGAACGCUUUUGCGCAAUUUGAAACGAAGCUUUGAGAAUUUGGGCAUCUACAAUAAGGCGCGCUACCUGCCGCGCAUGCGUUUGGCAGCGAGCAUAGGUUACUCAAAGCUCCGCACUGCUUUUGAACAAACCGACGAGUGCGAGGUGAUCGACUUGCCCAACAACGAUGCGCUGCUCAAUGGCACAGCGCCGAAGUUCCAACUGAUUGACUAUGAAUUCGAUCACUAUUGGUGCUUCAAUGGCACAAAUCGUAUGCAACUCGUACAAUUGGACUGUCAAGGUAAGGCAUUUGAUGUCGACAUUGCCGAGAGCUUAAAUGAGUUGACAAAAAUCGUUGUUGCCUCGAUCUGUUCGAUUAUGGGCCUUACUUUGUUGCUUGUGAUUAUCUAUCUGAAGCGUUGGCAUAUAUAUUACUACUACUCUUCGCUGAAGUCAGCGGCUCUGCUGUCCGUGGCCGCUAAGGAUCAGGUGAAAAAGUUCAAUGAGUUGGCCGAGAGUGAUCCGAGUAUGGUGUAUGAUAUAUUCAUUAGUUAUUGUCAGAGUGAUCGCGAUUGGGUUUUGGAGGAAUUGUUGCCGAAUGUGGAGGAGUCUGGGAAUAUAUCGAUAUGUUUGCACGAGCGAGAUUUUCAGAUCGGUGUCGCUAUUCUUGAAAAUAUCAUAUCCUGUAUGGAUCGUUCACGUGCGCUCAUGUUGAUUGUGUCCUCAAAUUUUCUACUCAGCCAUUGGUGUCAAUUUGAAAUGCAUUUGGCGCAACAUCGCAUUUUUGAGGUAAGCAAGGAACAUCUUAUUAUCGUUUUCCUCGAAGAUAUACCACGCAGUAAACGCCCGAAGACACUGCAAUAUCUUAUGGAAGUGAAAACGUACAUAAAAUGGCCCGGCGCAAAGGGUCGUGAGGUGAAACCGGAGGAACGGAAAUAUUUUUGGAAACGUUUGCGACGUUCAUUGGAACAUUUGGGCAUAACGCCAACGGAAUCACAAGCUUGACCGACAGAAAGGGUGUAAAAAAUAUAUAGAUAAUUAUUCAGAAAUUACAAAAAAAAAAAAUAUUAAAUCUCGGUGAAAACGACAAAAUAAUAAAGAGAUUAUCUAAGCAAAGCUAAACGCAA